UGCAAGAAAGAAAGAAAAGGACGAGAAACAAAAAGGUUGUGUUUCUGAGUUUAACAUAAGUAAGAAAAGAACAGAAACUACCUCUCUCUCCGAAAUUAAGGUGGCUGUGUUCAUCACUUCAUUGUAAACUAUCAUAGUUAUCGGAAUGUGUUCCCCACGCGCUCUCUCCGUUUCACUCUCUCUGUUUCUUCUUCUAGCACUUGUUUCAGCUCAAACUAAGAGAUCUGUAUGGAACACACUCACAGGAAGUCCACCACUGGUCAUCUCACAUGGUGGUUUUUCGGGCAUAUUUCCUGAUUCUAGUGACUCUGCUUAUAUUUUGGCCGCAGCAACCAGCACACCCAAUGCCGCUCUAUGGUGUGAUGUGCAAUUGACGAAAGAUGCAGUUGGGAUUUGCCUUCCAAAUCUCAAUCUUUUAAACUCUACUAACAUUUUCGGUGUAUUCCCAAAUAAAACUACGAGUUAUUUGGUUAAUGGUGAAUCCACAGCUGGCUAUUUUUCUGUGGAUUACAGCUUCGAGGACCUAUCCACUGUCACUGUAACUCAGGGAGUAUUCAGUAGGUCACCUCUUCUCGAUGGCAAUAAUUUUAUAAUUAAUACCGUCGAUGAAGUACUCAAAUUAGUUGCCCCACAAACACCAGGUUUGUGGUUGAACAUUCAGCAUGAUGCGUUCUACUCGCAACACAAUUUGAGCAUGAGAAGCUUUGUACUUGCAGUUUCUAGAAGACUGCAUGUCAGUUAUAUUUCAUCACCUGAGGCUGGUUUUCUGAGAAGUAUUACAAAACGCUUCAACCCAAAAACAACGAAACUUGUCUUUAGGUUUCUCAAUCAGGAAGACACUGAUCCAUCAACCAAUCAGACUUAUGGUUCAUUCUUAAAAAAUCUUACGUUUAUCAAGACGUUUGCUUCUGGAAUUCUUGUUCCCAAGGGAUACAUAUGGCCUGUAGAUGCUAGUCUUUAUCUACAACCACAUACCUCUUUGGUCUCAGACGCGCAUAAAGCGGGGCUGGAAGUAUUUGCAGCAGAUUUUUCAAAUGAUAUUGUUAUUAGCUAUAAUUACAGUUUCGAUCCUCUUGCUGAAUCCCUCCAAUUCAUUGAUAACGGCGAGUUCACCGUUGAUGGUGUGCUGACUGAUUUUCCUUUAACUCCAUCCGCAGCAAUAGAUUGCUUUGCUCACAUAGGCAACAAUGCUACAAGAAGAGAUAAAACCUUGAUUAUCUCAAAGUAUGGAGCAAGUGGAGAUUUUCCAGCUUGUACCAACUUAGCAUAUAACAAGGCCAUACAAGAUGGUGUGGAUGUUCUCGACUGUCCUGUUCAAUUGUCAAAGGACGGAACACCAUUUUGCUUAAAAUCAAUUGAUCUUCUAGAGAGUACCACAGUUGCUCAAACUAGCUUCAGCGAUUUAGCAAUGAGUGUCCCUGAGAUUAAAUCUGGCCGUGGCAUAUUUUCAUUCAACUUGACGUGGUCCGAUAUAAAAGGACUGACCCCCUCAAUAUUGGCCCCUUUCUCAAAAUACACAUUGUUCAGGAAUCCAAAAGCCAAGAACGCUGGGACAUUUUUAACAUUAUCAGAUUUCUUGUCGUUAACUAAAAAUCAGACUUCUCUAUCAGGCGUCUUGAUCAUUGUUGAGAAUGCAGCCUAUCUUGCAGAAAAGCAGGGAUUAAGUGUGACCGAUGUUGUCAUUAAGGCUUUAAGUAAUGCAGGUUAUGAUAAACCAGGGAGCCAAAAAGUUUAUAUCCAAUCCACUAAUAGCUCUGUACUACUGAAGUUCAAGGAGAAAACCAAAUACGAGCUUGUCUACCAGAUUGACGAGAGUGUCGGUGAUGCUACCAAUGCAGCUGCUGAGGAUAUAAAAACAUUUGCCAGUUCUGUGGUUAUCAAUAAAAAUUCAGUAUAUCCUCAGAAUGCCGGCUAUGUAACCACCAAAACAAACAUUGUGGAAAAGCUACAAGCUUCUAAGCUCUCAGUUUUUGUAGAAACAUUCAGCAAUGAGUUUGUAUCUCAGGCGUUUGAUUUCUUCUCAGAUUCAACUGUGGAGAUCAACUCGUUUAUUCAGGGUGCAGGAAUUAACGGGGUCAUUACAGACUUCCCUAAAACUGCUCAUAGAUACUCAAGAAACAAAUGCCUAAACUUGGGUAAUAGUACACCUCCCUACAUGCAACCUGUUGAAGCAGGUAGUCUUUUUGGAGUCAUUAGCAAUACGUCAUUGCCUCCAGCUAUGGCUCCACUCCCUCCCUUGACUAAAGAUGAAGUGGUAGAGCCACCUCUGCCUCCUGUUGCUAAAAUUGCUCCAGCGGCUAGCCCUGCUGCCGGAACCAAGUCCCCACCCGGAAACGCACAGCCUAAGGUUUCUGCUUGCUUCUUCUUGUCAAGUCUUGCUGUGUUUGUAGCUUCUAUUCUUCUGCUUUGAGUGAAAUCAUCUCGUCACUUUCUGUCAAAAAAGCUAAACCAAAAAGAAGAAAAAAGAAAGAAAAAGGAGAAGGCCUCUUUGCUGGUUUCAACCAUCUAUUUCCUCAUGAUCUCUGCUAGGAUAGUGGCAUGACACUUUUGGCUUCACACUGCAUGAAUAAUCCACAAUUUUUAUUUAUUUUUAACUUAGGAGCAAAUUCUUUUCAUUGUAGCUAUGCAUGUUCAUUCUAAGUUCUCCAAUUGCUUCUUGGGUUUGUACUAUUAGUACAAAAUCCUUGGUGGUGUAUAUCUACGGACUACGAAUUCAUCAUCUUAGAUGUUUAUCUUGUAUCAUAUAUUUAUAAUUGUAUUUGUUGGUGUGCAUUUGGCAUUAGAUAAACAAGUUGAGGUUCGGAUGAAUCUUUUUUGAGAACA
Messenger RNA from Medicago truncatula (barrel medic), 2823 nucleotides. Its product is annotated as glycerophosphodiester phosphodiesterase GDPDL3. The record is from RefSeq and is a predicted model, not a curated record. NCBI's taxonomy places the organism in Eukaryota, Viridiplantae, Streptophyta, Magnoliopsida, Fabales, Fabaceae. The coding region runs from base 146 to 2410 and encodes 754 amino acids. Gene Ontology annotation, molecular function: glycerophosphodiester phosphodiesterase activity. The transcript has 9 exons. Gene Ontology annotation, biological process: lipid metabolic process.